AAAAUAGCAUUCUGACAAAAACCUUAUAAAGAACAGCCUGUUGUUUUUAGACACGAGACACGUGUCGUCGUCUGGUGUCCAGUGGCCUACUUUCAGUCCUGCGGGUGGAUUAACCGCUCGCCUCUCGCCUUUUUGACCCCGCGGAGUCUCCGUAGCACAUGCGGAAGUAGCAGCGCGGGUCGCUCUAUGAACGCUAUUUCGCGGGAGAGUCGGUGAACUGGAUCCAAGCUGUCACCACGGAACAUUACGGUGCUUGAAUUUAUAAGACAAUGAGUUUGUGGGUGGACAAAUAUCGACCGACUUCGCUCGGGAAACUCGACUAUCAUAAAGAGCAAGCGACUCAGCUGAAGAAUCUGGUUCAAUGUGGCGACUUCCCCCACCUGUUGGUGUACGGGCCGUCCGGCGCCGGGAAGAAGACCCGCAUCAUGUGUCUGCUGAGGGAGCUGUACGGAGCCGGGGUGGAGAAGCUGCGCAUCGAGCACCAGACCGUCGUGGCCCCCUCGAAGAAGAAAAUCGAGAUCAACACGAUAGCCAGCAACUAUCACUUGGAAGUCAACCCGAGUGAUGCUGGGAACCAGGACCGUGUGGUGAUCCAGGAGCUGAUCAAGACCGUGGCUCAGUCGCAGCAGAUCCAGUCAAGCACCCAGAGGGAGUUUAAAGUGGUCUUGCUUACGGAGGUGGACCGACUCACCAAGGAUGCCCAGCAUGCUCUGCGGCGGACAAUGGAAAAGUACAUGUCCACCUGCCGUCUCAUCCUCUGCUCUACCUCCACCUCUAAAGUCAUUGGGCCCAUUCGGAGCCGUUGUCUGGCUAUCAGGGUUCCUCUGCCCAGCACGGAAGAAGUCUGCAGUGUUUUGACAUCCAUCUGUAAAAAGGAGGGUCUGCUCCUCCCACCUGAACUGGCCAAACAAAUCACCGAGAAGUCUGGUCGCAACCUCCGCAAAGCCCUUUUGAUGUGCGAGGCGUGCAGAGUGCAACAGUAUCCGUUCUCGGCGGACCAAGACGUUCCGCAGACGGACUGGGAGGUCUACCUCAGGGAAACGGCCAACGCCAUCGUCAGCCAGCAGAGCCCUCAGAGGUUGUUGGAGGUUCGCGCCAGGCUGUACGAGCUGCUCACGCACUGCAUCCCUCCCGAUAUCAUUAUGAAGGGUCUGGUGACAGAGUUGCUGAGUAACUGCGACGGUCAGCUGAAGACGGAGGUGGCCCACAUGGCAGCCUACUACGAACACCGCAUGCAGCUGGGCAGCAAAGCCAUCUACCACCUCGAGGCCUUCACCGCCAAGUUCAUGGCCGUCUACAAGAAGUUCAUGGAGGACGGCCUGGAUGGGAUGAUGUUUUGACUCUGAAUAGAUUACGGCUGCUUGGAGUUCAACAGAUAUUGUUGAUUUCCUGGAAAUAUUGCUGAUUUCCUGGUGAUAUUGCUGAUUUCCUGGUGAUAUUGCGCAACAUAACUGGUGCAAAAGCAAUUCCGAGUUACAGCUUUUUCCCCAAAACCCAUUACUGUAAAUAGUUUGUAAACUUUGAACUGUCACUAGUGGAUAAACAAUCCAAACACAGCAAGCAAUUAUUUGUAACAAUAA
Pungitius pungitius (ninespine stickleback) is the source of this 1580-nucleotide messenger RNA. It is a transcript of the gene rfc3, whose product is annotated as replication factor C (activator 1) 3. Gene Ontology annotation, biological process: DNA repair; DNA-templated DNA replication. The coding region runs from base 270 to 1340 and encodes 356 amino acids. The record is from RefSeq and is a predicted model, not a curated record. NCBI's taxonomy places the organism in Eukaryota, Metazoa, Chordata, Actinopteri, Perciformes, Gasterosteidae. Gene Ontology annotation, cellular component: DNA replication factor C complex; nucleus. Gene Ontology annotation, molecular function: DNA binding; DNA clamp loader activity; ATP hydrolysis activity. The transcript has 9 exons.